UAAAUAAAAGGCAAGACAGCGGGAGGUGGGAAGACAAGAGUGUCAACCCUUCACCCAGCCUCGAGCACCCGGGACCCUGAGCCCACAGCGCACUUGCUCUCGCUCGACCGCGCUCCAGCCCCGCAGUCCUCACCAACCCUACGGAUCCUAGCCACCGCCAGCCUAGGAGGGCAUCAGGAUGAAGGCAGCCCGUUUCGUGAUGCGCAGCGCCAGCUCGCUGGGCAACGCCGGCCUGGUCCCCAGGGAGGUCGAGCUGUUCUCCCGCUACAGCCCGUCCCCGCUGUCCAUGAAGCAGCUGCUGGACUUCGGUUCAGAAAAUGCCUGUGAGAGAACUUCUUUCUCUUUUCUGCGGCAAGAAUUGCCCGUCAGACUUGCCAACAUCCUGAAGGAGAUUGACAUCCUCCCUGAACGCUUAGUGAACACCCCUUCCGUCCAGCUGGUGAAGAGCUGGUACAUCCAGAGCCUGAUGGAUUUAGUGGAGUUCCAUGAAAAGAGCCCAGAAGACCAGAAAGCUCUAUCAGACUUUGUAGACACGCUGGUCAAAGUUCGAAACAGACAUCAUAAUGUGGUCCCUACGAUGGCACAAGGGAUCCUGGAGUAUAAAGACAACUGCACCGUUGACCCCGUUACCAAUCAAAAUCUUCAGUAUUUUUUGGACCGGUUUUAUAUGAACCGCAUUUCUACUCGGAUGCUUAUGAACCAGCACAUCCUCAUAUUCAGUGACUCAAAGACAGGAAACCCAAGCCACAUUGGGAGUAUCGACCCCAACUGCGAUGUGGUAGCGGUAGUCGAAGAUGCCUUUGAGUGUGCAAAGAUGCUCUGCGAUCAGUAUUAUCUAACGUCGCCAGAAUUAAAGCUCACACAAGUCAAUGGAAAAUUUCCAGGCCAACCAAUCCACAUCGUGUACGUUCCUUCACACCUUCACCACAUGCUCUUUGAACUAUUCAAGAAUGCCAUGAGGGCCACGGUCGAGCAUCAAGAAAACCGCCCUUCCCUGACACCAGUCGAGGCCACCGUCGUCUUGGGAAAAGAAGAUCUUACAAUCAAGAUUUCUGACCGAGGAGGCGGUGUUCCUCUGAGGAUUACUGACCGCCUCUUUAGUUACACAUACUCCACUGCUCCAACGCCUGUGAUGGACAAUUCACGGAAUGCCCCUUUGGCUGGUUUUGGUUACGGCUUGCCGAUUUCCCGUCUCUACGCCAAGUAUUUUCAAGGAGAUCUGAAUCUCUAUUCCAUGUCAGGCUAUGGGACAGAUGCCAUCAUCUACUUAAAGGCUUUAUCAUCUGAGUCUAUAGAAAAACUCCCCGUCUUUAACAAGUCAGCCUUCAAACAUUAUCAGAUGAGUUCUGAGGCUGAUGACUGGUGUAUCCCAAGUAAGGAACCAAAGAAUCUGUCCAAGGAGAAACUGGCAGUGUGAGGGGAAUCGUGCCUGGCACUUUACGGGAUCAAAGUGGGUCUACGGCAGUGCUGCUUCGUGAAUGUGUGUGGACUCUUGUUUCCGCAAAACAAAGCAAAACAAAACCAAGCAAACAAAAAGCAAAUGCUAGAACAGACAUUGAUCUGAGGAGGGACUGAGCUUGGUUAUGUGACCGGGAGAAGUCAGGGCAGGGCUCCAGUAGACAACAAGUGUCCUGCAUCUCAUUUGGCAAUGCAGAAUGACUCAUGACUGUUCCAAAUACUGAAAAGAAGUCUGCCUCUGAGUUACAUCUUUUUCUCAACAAGUACAGGGUUUGAGGUUUGCAGUUUCAACAGAUGGAUGUUUUAGGGUUCUUGCUGCCAUUCAAAUAUAUUGGUGUUUAGUGAGCAUCAAUCAUUGGUGAUUUCCUGCUGUGCAAGGAUUAGAGAAUUGGCAGACAUGUAUACAAUGUACAUUUUAUAGGUGUUGGUACGCUCUGGAGAGGAUAGGGUGGAAGGAAUCAAAGCACUUUAUUGAGCUUGCGGCUACAGGCAUUGAGGCCUAUGUGCAAACCCAGAAGAAAAGCUUCUUCUCUGUCAAGAAAGAGCCAGUACCAUGCAGUUUUUUCAGUUUGGUCUACAUUCAAAAAGCCAGUGUCUUUUGGCCAGUGCGUAGUUUUGGGUGAAAUGUUAACUAUGCACUGACCUCAGGAAGUUGGGUUCGAAAGGGAGAUAAAUUGCCAAAGUGGUCCAAGAAUUGUAUAUGUGGAGAAACCCAUGUUAGAGAAAGAAAUCAUAUACUCAGACCUUUACUGAGAGGAAAUGGCUGCUCUCUAACUGGGAGUAGUGAAAAGUCCAAGGGCAUCUACUUUCUACUCUUAAAAAGAUGUGCAUUUUGUAUUUUAAUUAGAUCCUCUACACUCUAACAUUAACAUAUCCGUUCAAACUUGUCUAGUUGCCAAGUGGCUUGAGAGUGUUAAGAUUUAAAUCAUUUUGGAGCAUCUCAGAGAGUAGUCUGGAAGCAAAAUGUUCUCCUAUCAGGAUGAUGUCAUUUGUGAAGCAGGGAAACAUGGAGAACGAGUGCUAUGCGUGAGUGUUGGGAGGUUGACACUGUAAUUGUCAGCGAGAGGUCGUCGAUGUAGAUCAUGCUUAAGAAAGGUGAUCCAUGGUAGAAAGAUAGAUCACCUUAAAGAAAGAAAUGAGGAACAAGGGAAGGAAUGAAGGGAAGGAAGGAAAGAAGGAAGGAAGGAAGGAAGGAAGGAAGGAAGGAAGGAAGGAAGGAAGGAAGGAAGGAUACAGAAGGCAGGCAUCUUUCUAUUUCCCCAUAAGCUAACCCAAGGAAUCCUCUGUGCUUUUCCUGGGUAAGGAAGAGGAAGAAUUGGUAUCUUUGUAAGCAGUGUGGCUUCUUCAGUGGGUCUCACUCUUACAAGAUAAGGUGAAAUAAUUAAUUAAUUUAUGUCAAAUUAACGUUGAAAGUCUUUUCUGCAUUGUAAUGUUAUCAGUCCUGUGUAUCAGUUGAGUUUGAAAUGUGUAUUUAGUUUCCUGGUGACUUAGAGCUGAGGUGCUCCUGGUUGUGACAACAGGAGCCACAACUAUUUGUUUUGCAUUUCAGAUGUGAUCCAUAAAAGUUGUGGACAAUAACUUUGAUUGAUCACACAAACUCUCGGCAUUUGGGUUAUCUCUCGUAUCAUUGUUGUUUUGUUAUUGAUGUUUUCACUGAAAUUUCAGCUACACGUUUGUGCACAUGACUACUUGUGUUUACCAAAGAUCUAAGGCAUUUGGUUAAUUAGCCCAAAUACCAUGAGCUAUGUGUAAAGUAAUAGAGAAAAGCUUUAAGAUCUCAAUAGCAUCAACUGUGUAAAUUAAAUCAGAAUACCUUCCCUAUUAUUUAUGAACCCACAGGAGACUUUAAACUCUAGUAGAUGGAUGCUAAAUGCCCAGGCCCACUUAACUUAUUAAUGUGUGAAUUACAUUUAUGUUUUUAGUUUAUAUGCAAAGAAAUGUGAUUAUUUUAUAAUAAAUAUUUUUAUUAUAAUAGUAAUGUGGUCUUACAAAAUUCCUUUCUUGAAUAAUCUCAAAGUACAAUAAACAAUUUCAACUAAA
Rattus rattus (black rat) is the source of this 3498-nucleotide messenger RNA. It is a transcript of the gene Pdk4, whose product is annotated as pyruvate dehydrogenase kinase 4. Gene Ontology annotation, molecular function: pyruvate dehydrogenase (acetyl-transferring) kinase activity. Gene Ontology annotation, biological process: protein phosphorylation; regulation of glucose metabolic process. The transcript has 11 exons. The record is from RefSeq and is a predicted model, not a curated record. Gene Ontology annotation, cellular component: mitochondrion. NCBI's taxonomy places the organism in Eukaryota, Metazoa, Chordata, Mammalia, Rodentia, Muridae. The coding region runs from base 179 to 1417 and encodes 412 amino acids.